AUGUCUGCCAGAUUAACUUUUAAACGCUACGUCUCGGACGUCGCUGCUAAGGAGAGAUUGGACCAAUUUCUUGGCUAUUACGCAACCAAACAUGCUCUGAGGCCACUUGUAUACCGCCCUAAGAACUCUAAUAUCCUAUUGACCAUGGAUCUGAAGGAUUCUAAAACUGGCAAGCCACUUAAGCCUCACGAGCCAUUUAGACCAAUUGCGAAGACUGUUCUGCACGAAUACAUCGGAUCACUGAAGGUUUCUGCAGAUGAGACAAAUGAAUUAGCACAAUGGUACAAGAGUUGGACGUCAAUCUCCACUAGAAAGCGUGAAGUGUACAAAUACUUCAAUGGUGCCCAUUUGCAAGAUAUUUUGUUUAAAGCCUUCUUCCAGACAGGGAGUUAUUCUCACUUACUGAGCUCGAUGUAUUCCAAUAUUCCAAAAUUUCAAAAAGCUGGCAACGUCGAAGCAUACGAUAUUGAUCAUUUUUUCAAUGCUAUAUUAACUUGCAAUCUGCAUAGAAAUAAAAUCAAAGUUUACAAUGAUCCAACUAUUGCAUUGAAAAAAAUAAACGUUGCAUUUACUAACUCAAAAGGAACCGAUACGUUUGGUUUGGCAAAACCAUUAAUACAGCAAUUGGCCAAGCAAUUGAAUUUCUCUGCUGAUGAGUUAAUAUCCAAAUAUAAAAUGGCCCAAGAGAUUAACCUACCUCAAUUGGAGGAGACAAAUAAACCGUCGAAAUUUUAUUUAGAGCAAAGAGGUACCUAUAUCAUAACUAGAACAUUGGAAGAGUUUGCAACCGAAACUGUAGACCCAAAAAUCGUUGCGUUCAAUAGAUCUUACAGAUCUCUUGCGGAUAGUUUAGGUCACAAUACGGAUGUCUAUGACAGCUAUAUGAGUACGGUGAAUGAGGUAUGGAAAGAUACUCAGGCCGCUGAAAACACUAAGGAAACCGAAACUGAAGAGAACAAGUAG
Messenger RNA from Tetrapisispora phaffii CBS 4417, 963 nucleotides. It is a transcript of the gene MRP13, whose product is annotated as mitochondrial 37S ribosomal protein mS44 MRP13. The coding region runs from base 1 to 963 and encodes 320 amino acids. NCBI's taxonomy places the organism in Eukaryota, Fungi, Ascomycota, Saccharomycetes, Saccharomycetales, Saccharomycetaceae. The record is from RefSeq and is a predicted model, not a curated record. The transcript has a single exon.